Molecule: messenger RNA, 1572 nt
Organism: Budorcas taxicolor (takin)
Lineage: Eukaryota; Metazoa; Chordata; Mammalia; Artiodactyla; Bovidae
Gene: VEGFC
Product: vascular endothelial growth factor C
Exons: 7
Coding region: 1-1260 (419 amino acids)
Biological process (GO): positive regulation of endothelial cell proliferation; vascular endothelial growth factor signaling pathway; positive regulation of angiogenesis
Cellular component (GO): membrane
Molecular function (GO): growth factor activity; vascular endothelial growth factor receptor 3 binding; chemoattractant activity
Source: RefSeq, a predicted model, not a curated record
AUGCACUUGCUGGGCUUCUGCUCUCUGGCGUGUUCCCUGCUGGCCGCUGCGCUGCUCCCCGGUCCGCGCCGGGCGCCCGCCGCCGCCACCGCCUUCGAGUCGGGACUGGGCUUCUCGGACACGGAGCCGGACGCGGGCGAGGCCAAGGCUUAUGCAGGCAAAGAAAUGGAGGAGCAGCUGCGGUCAGUGUCCAGUGUGGAUGAACUCAUGACUGUGCUCUACCCCGAAUAUUGGAAAAUGUACAAGUGUCAGUUAAGGAAAGGAGGCUGGCAACAUAGUAAAGAACAGGCUAACACCAACACAAGGACAGGAGAAACUCUAAAAUUUGCUGCAGCACAUUAUAAUACAGAGAUCUUAAGAAGUAUUGAUAAUGAGUGGAGAAAGACUCAAUGCAUGCCACGGGAGGUGUGUAUAGAUGUGGGGAAGGAGUUUGGAGCAGCCACAAACACCUUCUUUAAACCUCCAUGUGUGUCCGUCUACAGAUGUGGGGGCUGCUGCAACAGCGAGGGGCAACAGUGCAUGAACACCAGCACAAGUUACCUCAGCAAGACGUUGUUUGAAAUUACAGUGCCUCUCUCUCAAGGCCCCAAACCAGUAACAAUCAGUUUUGCCAAUCACACCUCCUGCCGAUGCAUGUCUAAGCUGGAUGUUUACAGACAAGUCCAUUCAAUUAUUAGACGCUCCCUGCCAGCAGCACUACCACAGUGCCCGGCUGCAAACAGGACUUGCCCCGCAGAUUACAUUUGGAAUAACCACGUCUGCAGAUGCCUGGCUCAGCAGGAUUUUAUUUUUUCCCCCAGUGCUGGAGAUGACUCUGCAGACGGAUUCCAUGACAUCUGUGGGCCCAACAAGGAGCUGGAUGAAGAGACCUGUCAAUGCGUCUGCAGAGGGGGGCUUCGGGCUUCCAGCUGUGGACCCCACAAGGAACUAGACAGAGACUCAUGCCAGUGUGUCUGUAAAAACAAACUUUUCCCUAACUCAUGUGGGGCCAACAGAGAAUUUGAUGAGAACACAUGCCAGUGCAUAUGUAAAAGAACCUGCCCAAGAAAUCAGCCCUUAAACCCUGGAAAAUGUGCCUGUGAAUGUACAGAAAAUCCACAGAAAUGCUUCUUAAAAGGAAAGAAGUUUCAGCAUCAAACAUGCAGUUGUUACAGACGGCCAUGUACAAAUCGAGUGAAGCAUUGUGAACAGGGACUUUCAUUUAGUGAAGAAGUAUGUCGCUGUGUCCCUUCAUAUUGGAAAAGACCACACGUGAACUAAGAUUGUAUCUUUUCUAGUUCGUCAUUGUUCUAUCAUGGGAAACCAUGCUGCCAUGUUAGAGCUAUGAACACAGAGACUUUGUGGACCGGGUAACAAAGACAAAAGUCAGUUUCCUGAACCACGUGGAGAAUGUUACAGAAGUGGACUGGAGCUCAUCUGCAAAAGACCUCUUUAAAAGACUGGUUUUCUGCCAAUGACCAAAUAGCUGAGGUUUUUCUCCUGUGAUUGUUUUUUAAAAAGAAUAAUGACUACAUAAUUUAUUUCCACUAAAAAUAUUGUUUCUGCAUUCAUUUUUAUAGCAAUAACAACUGG